AUGUCGAAUCCCGCGCAGACCUUCGACUCCCCUCGACGGUCGGCCGUAUUUGGGCGGCAACCCGAGGAGCUACACAUCCCUUCCACUGGCUUGAUCAAUCCGAAUCUUGCAUCUCGCCAGCCGCCUGCCCACGACUAUCCCGCCACCCCAGACGCGGGGGGUGCCCAAGUCCCCUCGAUUAACGUCCACUCCAGUUCCCAGCCGAUGCAGUAUGGGGCCAGCGGCAGUGGAAGCAGUAGCGCCGCCCUCCCAGGCGCGCUGACGCCGGGAAAUCAAAAUCGGCCCCCAGCUGUCUCUGUGAAUACAGCUCCCUCAGUUAUUCCUACCUUACCGCAGUCAGCGAACCAGCCCGCUAGCCAUCGCUCGAGCAUGAUCAACUCACACGGCCACUCCCGAUCCAGUCCUGCCGGCUUCGACCAGUCCAUGUACAAACAGCACGGCGGACCGGAUGGGUCCAAGUACCCUUCCUCACCUGGCGCCGGUUUUCUGCCGCAGACGCCGCAGGGCUCUAAAUAUUCUCCGUUAGGGCUGGCCGACAUUCGACCCUCGGGCGACCAUUUGCUGGGAGAUGCCUUGAUGAGCCCGGGGCUGCUACCAUACAAUGGAGACAAUCAGGUGCCGACAAAUAGCAACUACGUGGCACCGUGGCCUAUAUACGCAGUCGAUUGGUGCAAAUGGCCAAUAUCUGGGAGCUCAAGUUCGUUUGGAGGCAAAUUGGCCUUGGGAAGCUAUCUGGAGGAUAACCACAACUAUAUCCAAAUCAUUGAUACCCACUGGACCCAACCGGACCCAGACACCCCGGACGCGGCUGCGGGAGAGAUCAAGCUGGAGUAUGUCAAGACCGCAGAAGCAACGCAUUCGUAUCCGGUGACUCGCAUUCUUUGGGAGCCUCCGUCUUCUCAAAAACAGUCGACGGACCUUCUGGCCACAUCGGGCGAUCACUUGCGCUUGUGGUCACUUCCCAAUUCUCAGCCAUCGCACAGCUCCAACUCGAUCACCCGCUCCGCCAACCAACGAGAUGCUCCCCCUUCCAAGCUGUCCCCCUUGGCACUGUUGUCGAACUCCAAAUCACCUGAGCAUACAGCCCCUAUCACUUCUCUCGACUGGAAUACCAUCUCACCAAGUCUGAUAAUCACCUCCAGCAUCGAUACAACCUGCACUAUUUGGGAUAUCCCGACAUUAACUGCGAAGACCCAGUUGAUUGCCCACGAUAAGGAAGUUUAUGACGUUCGAUUCUGCGCCAAUAGUGUUGACGUCUUUGUCAGCUGUGGCGCUGAUGGCAGUGUACGAAUGUUUGACUUGCGUAGCCUCGAACACAGCACGAUUAUCUAUGAACCUUCUGAAAAGACAGAAAAACUUAUGAGCCCCGGUAACUCGAGUCCUUCGGGUCCGUCACAGUCUGGCAUGUGGCCACCACCACUUUUACGAAUUGCAGCCUCUCCUCAUGACGCACAUCUCCUGGCCACAUUCUCCCAGGACUCCAAUAUUGUUCGCGUUCUCGAUGUGCGCCAACCCGGCCAGGCUCUUCUUGAGCUGAAAGGCCAUUCUGCCCCUCUCAAUUGCGUUGAGUGGUCACCAAACCGACGUGGUGUCCUGGCCUCCGGAGGCGACGAUAGCCUUGUCCUGAUCUGGGACUUGAUCAAUCAGCACAAUGCAGCACCUAUUGCGUCGCCUUCUCAGACUCCAGGCACACAGACACAGUCUACGACCUCCGAGCGAGGUCCCGCCGCCGCCUGGCAAUGCGAUUAUGAGGUCUCGAAUAUCAGCUGGUCCCCACAAGGCGGACCCAGCGCCUCUGGUCAGCCACGGGAAUGGCUCGGCGUCUGCGGCGGACGAGGAAUAUGGGGCGUUUCGUUAUAG
This is a messenger RNA of Penicillium macrosclerotiorum, 1860 nucleotides long. RefSeq lists its product as uncharacterized. The transcript has 4 exons. Gene Ontology annotation, molecular function: protein binding. Lineage: Eukaryota; Fungi; Ascomycota; Eurotiomycetes; Eurotiales; Aspergillaceae. Gene Ontology annotation, cellular component: nucleus. Bases 1 to 1860 code for a protein of 619 amino acids. The record is from RefSeq and is a predicted model, not a curated record.